Messenger RNA from Arabidopsis arenosa, 2936 nucleotides. Lineage: Eukaryota; Viridiplantae; Streptophyta; Magnoliopsida; Brassicales; Brassicaceae. The record is from the annotation of a GenBank genome assembly.
CCAACGCCGGCGAUUUCGGCGGCGUAGGAGAUGAAAGUUCGUAGAAAACUUGGUGGUGGUUGCGGCGGAGACGUUGUUGUUUCAUGGCGGACGUUCUUUUGGUUCGUGAUUCUAUUUGUCUUCUCCUUCGUUCUCUUCUCCACCAUGUUUAUCUUUAAAGCAGGGAAUUUACGUCCGGUGGUUCGUUCGACGAUAAGCUUCUCAACGGCUGUUACGGCGAGGGCGGUUCUCGGCGAGUCUAUUAUAUCGUCUUCUCCGGCGGUUACGAUUCGUGAAGCGGUGAAAUUACCUGAACAAACACUGGUUUUCCUAAAAUACCCUCAGUCUCUUCGGUUAUUUACAAAAGACGAUCUCAUUUGCGUUUUCUCCGGUUCGUCGAAGCUACGGAAAGUGUAUCCUACGGCUGUUGACAGAGACAAAUUCGGAGGUCAGAUCGUACGGUGUCCUGAGACGCCACGUGGAUACACCAUAUCGCUUGCUGUUUCGAGAUGGACGACGGAUGAUCAUCUCCCGGCUGGACCAACUCACCGGUGGGAUUGGCUGGUUUACGACGCCGUGAUCGACUACGAUAACUCUACGGUGGUUUUUGUCAAGGGGCUUAAUCUACGGCCGGGAAGAGUAGCUGACGUGUCGAGAUAUGAGUGCGUGUACGGCUGGGAUUUCGCGAAACAUAAUCGGUUAAUUAGAUCAGAUGUUAUCUCAGCGGCUCAGGAGAUUGUACGGUGUAGAACACCGUUAGCUGUGUUAGACGGCCCAAAAGCGGCCCGUGGGCCUGUUAAAGUCUCGGUUAGAAUUAAAGGAGGAACCGGUAUGCUUCCUUCUAUCGCUCAACCGGUUCGGAUCAUUAACCCGCCGCGAAAGAAACCGUUUCAAAUGUGCGUUUGUACUAUGACGCGAAACGCUACCGCGGUUUUGAGAGAGUGGGUGAUGUACCACGCCGGAAUCGGCGUUCAACGGUGGUUCAUAUACGACAACAACAGCGACGACGACAUAAUCGCCGAGAUCGAGAAUCUCGAAAGCCGCGGUUACAAUAUCUCGAGACAUUUCUGGCCGUGGAUUAAAACUCAGGAAGCUGGAUUCUCCAAUUGCGCGAUUCGUGCAAAGAGCGAUUGCGAUUGGAUUGCGUUUAUUGACGUCGACGAGUUCUUCUACAUCCCCUCCGGUGAAUCCCUAACUUCCGUCAUCAGAAAUUACACUAGCUCCGAUUCGAUUGGUGAAAUUCGAACUCCGUGCCAUAGUUUUGGACCGUCGGGUUUGAGAUCUCGGCCACGGGAUGGAGUCACGGCGGGAUACACUUGUCGUAUGGUGUUACCGGAGAGACACAAGAGCAUAAUCCGGCCGGAAGCGAUGAACGCGACGCUGAUAAACGUCGUUCACCAUUUUCACCUCAGAGAUGGAUUCACGUUUGCUGACAUGGAUAAGGAUAUAAUGGUAAUUAACCAUUACAAAUAUCAGGUUUGGGAGGUUUUCAAAGAGAAGUUUUAUCGGAGAGUCGCGACUUACGUGGCGGAUUGGCAAAACGAAGAGAAUGUCGGGUCGAGAGAUCGAGCACCCGGUUUAGGAACCCGACCCGUUGAACCACACGAUUGGGCUGAGAGAUUCUGUGAGGUGAAUGAUACGGGGCUUAGAGAUCAGAUCCAGAGAAUGGUGAGUGAAACACCAUCAAGAGUUACUAAUCGAUCCGGAGAUGGAUCGAAUGGAUCGAAGGAAGUAUCGAUCGCGAGAGAGAAGAAUGGUGAAAACGCAGAGAUUUUCAUCAGUCCAAGAUUCAAAUCAGCGGCGGCUAUGGCGGGUUGGGAUGAAGAAGAUCUGAUAAUCGCUAGCUUUGUGGUUGAGGAUACUCCUGAAAGAAGUUCUUCAAAGCGAAGGAGACGUUCCAAUUUGUUGUUUAAAUCAACCCCACCUUCAGGUUCUUCAAGAAGGAAGCAGCGAGUUAAUCAAAGUCUUGUUGCGUUACCUGUUAUUGAUCUUGAUGAAGUAAUCAGACAUGAAGAAGAGAAAUCUGCAGAGAAGAAGAAAAAGAAGAGAGAGAUGGAAACAGAAACACAAGAAGAGAAGAAGAAAAUAGAUGAAGAUGAGAAGAUUUUGUCAGAGCAGAACCCAAUUCCUGUUGUGCUUCCUUGCAUAGAUAAGCUUCGAGACGAAUUGUCUUGCGCCAUUUGUCUUGAGAUUUGCUUUGAACCUAGUACUACAACCUGUGGACACAGCUUCUGCAAAAAGUGUUUGCGAUCUGCGGCGGAUAAGUGUGGCAGGAAAUGCCCUAAAUGCAGGCAACUAAUAGGAAAUGGAAGAUAUUGUACGGUUAAUACGGUUCUUUGGAACACAAUCCAGCUUUUGUUUCCUAAAGAAGUCGAAGCACAGAGAGCUGCUGCUGCUAACUCGAAAGGCAAGGAAACACCGAGUCCUAGAAAUCCUAAUCAAAGGCUAAGAAGCAGAAACAGAGAAACUGCCUUGUUUCAAGAAAGGUUACAAAGAGAGGAUAUUUCAAGAUUGCUUGUAUCCGAAGAGAGAAGCGAGAGGAGCGAGAGAAGGAGGAGAAGCGCGAGUAUGAGGUUGGAUCAAGAUAGGGAUGCUGCAUUAGCAUUGCGGUUACAGCGGCAAGAGUUCGCAUCAGCGUUUGGCGCAACGACGGCUGAAACUUCUUCUUCAUCGGUUUCUACUCUGUCGCUAGCAAGAGCUAACCUGAGAGCUAUGGCGUCAAGAGCUGUUCGCAGGCAAGGAUGAUAUGUGCUCAUCAUCUUGAAUGACAUUCAUCAUCAUCUUUAGCCUGAAUCUGCCUCGGAUCAAAGGCAAUUUACACAUUGUACAACUACAUUAUUAUUCAGUUCCUUAUUCCUGACAUUUCCUUAGAAAUCCAUAGUCUGAUCAUGAAGAUUGUAAUCGAUCGUUAACAUGGAACAUUUCUUGGUAAUGAUGACAGGGAUGAGAAUGUGAGA